AUGCAAGCAUACAUGGAGCGAGCUAAAGCUCAUGAGGAUAAAAUGAAGGAAGAGAUUGCAGACUGAAUUGGCAAGCGUCAUCUUGCUAACAUUAUGGGGCAAGAUCCAGACAUGUUUGAACAAGAGGACAUCAAUAGGGCCAUUGAAUAUCUGUUGCCAUCAGGCCUAACACACAUUGGAGCUCGCCCAAUUUUGAAGCAUCCUUAUGAGGUUUUCCCUAAAAGAAAAGCUGCUGAAUUUGGACAAGAUGGUCGACCUUUUCAUUCCCUGUUCUUCACAGGCAAACCAAACUUUUAUAGCCUUCUUCAUGAUGCUGCAUGGAAAAUUGAAGACCUUAAAAAAGAGCAGAUGAAUCUGGAAAAGAAAGGACGUCUUCAUGAGGAGGCAGACAAAAAAAUAAACCUCAAUGGAAGUGACUGGAUCUCAGCUAUCAGUCUAAAAGACAUGAUGCUUGAGCCUGUUGGAGAACAUGAGCACAAACAUUUUGUUUUGUUGAUGGAGAGACUUGCAGAUCUACCUUUGUCUUACAAAGAGGAGGAGUUUAUUAUGAAGUAUCGUCGUAAUCUCAUGACACAAUCUCUUUCUGGAGAUAUCCCAAAGCCUCUUGUUGAUGACAAAGGCCGGCAGUAUAUAAAGGCAGAAGGGAAACGGAAGACAGCCAAAGCUGAGGUAACUCUAUGGAUUAAAGGCUCUGGAAAGUUUACAGUGAAUGGACAGGACAUUGAAUACUUCAAGCAUAUUGUGCACAGGGAGCAGGUGAUGACACCCCUGCAAUUUGUGGGGCUGAUGGGAGAAGUUGAUGUGGAAGCCACAGUGACACUUGGAGGCGAGACUGGCCAGUCUGGUGCCAUUCGCCUUGCUUUGUCAAGAGCUCUGGUUUCUUUUGUCGAUGCUGACACUCGAGAAAGAUGAGACUUCGUGGUUUACUAACGAACGAUUAUAGAAGACGAGAGAGGAAAAAACCGGGUCAGAAGAAAGCUCGAAAGAAGUUUACUUGGAAGAAGAGGUGAGAGGAUUGAUGCUUGAGGAACUCAAGGGGAACUUGUCAGUUGACAAGUCAUAUGUUUGAUCAAAUAACCAAGUUUCUUGGAGUAUUGUAUGAUGAUGUGACAAGGAAUGAGAUGUUUGUAGCUUUGUAAGUAAUAAAUGUAGAUCAAGA
Pomacea canaliculata is the source of this 1159-nucleotide messenger RNA. Its product is annotated as 28S ribosomal protein S9, mitochondrial-like. Gene Ontology annotation, biological process: translation. The record is from RefSeq and is a predicted model, not a curated record. Gene Ontology annotation, molecular function: RNA binding; structural constituent of ribosome. NCBI's taxonomy places the organism in Eukaryota, Metazoa, Mollusca, Gastropoda, Architaenioglossa, Ampullariidae. Gene Ontology annotation, cellular component: mitochondrial small ribosomal subunit; ribosome.